UACAAAUGAUCGGAUUUUGUAUAAUUUUGCAAAAAUGAAACUAUAAGAUUGUAUAUUCUAUCACUUAAUAAAAAUGGAUGAAAACCUGGAAUUUGAGCUAAAAAAGCUUUGUUGUACCUGUUUAAGCAGAGAUCGGAAGCUAUUUCAGUUAUGUAGAUUACCUGAUGGUAUAAAUAACUUAUAUUCACUGUUAUCCUACGAUUCUGAGGCCUAUAGAGAAGGUUUCUACAGAGACACAACAAGUUUGUUCAUUUGCUGGGAGUGUAGAGCUGUUAUGUGUCGGAUUACUAGGUUUAGAAAACAAGCUUGUACAGCUCAGAGGUGUCUGAGUGACAUUGCUGAUGGACGGACUAAUGUCAAUACAACAUGCCUAUCCCGCCUUACUAGCAAAAAACUAAAUGAAGUAGCCGUAACAUCAAAAUGCACAGAUACAGAGAAUUUUAUAAAUCUAACAGAAGGUUUUAUAGACUGUGGUCCAACUACGGACAUACUCAUAAAGAAUGAAUUUGAUGAUGAUGACAUUCCAUUAUCCGAACUCAAUAACUGGCCAGACCAUGUCCCAGAAACAAUCAUAGACUGCAAAGAUGAACCCCUAAAAACCGUAAACAAUGAUGAACUUUCAAAAGCCAUAGCCAAUAAAGAUGAACUGUCAACAACCAUAGACAAUAAGGAUGAACUGUCAAACACUUUAGUGUUGCCAGGUGUAAAAAAGAAGAAAAAGUAUUUAAAGAAAGUUUUUUCUACAGUUCCUAUCGAUGAUUCUGAAUUGGAGAAGAUGAGAGGUGAUUGUAGGUUAGAUGCUGAAUUUUUGGCUGCAAGUUUUAAAUGUGAUAGCUGUAUUGAGAUUUUCGAUAACGAAACUGCAAUGGCUGAACAUAAUUCAUUACAUUUAGAGAAACCAAAUCACACGCAAUGUGAUGUUUGCCUCGUCUAUACUCUGACGUCAUCGUACACAUGCCAUAGACAAGAGCAUUACCAUAGACACGACUGUAAAUUGUGCAAAUAUACAAGUUUGAAUGAAAAUGCUAUCUAUUUACAUUUGGAAACUACACAUGAGGUUGAAGAACUUUCGACUAAGAAGGUCAAAACGAGUACGGAGAAGUUGAAGAAAGACGUACCAACUUCAAGUAAAUUAAAAGACAAGACGCCUUUACAAUACAAAUGUGAUGAAUGCGAUAAAUAUUUCGGUAAUAAAAGUGCGCGUUGGAAACACGUACAAAAAUGUCAUAGGGAAGGAUUCGAAUGCGCGACCUGCGGUCAACGGUUUCCAUUCAAAAAUAACCUUAGAAGACAUGAGCAGCGCCACAAAUCCCCACCGCCUCGCGAAGAAUGUCACAUCUGCCACAAAAUGGUGAGAAUAUCUUUAAAGGCGAACCAUGCGAAGAUACACACAGAGCGUCCGAGGUACCGAUGUGAUCAAUGCGACAAAAUAUUUGUGUCUCGAGAAUCCUAUGAGAAUCACUUGAAGUAUUCCAUGGCGCAUGCCAAAGGAGAUUUGUUGAAGUAA
Spodoptera litura is the source of this 1507-nucleotide messenger RNA. RefSeq lists its product as uncharacterized. Gene Ontology annotation, cellular component: nucleus. Gene Ontology annotation, biological process: regulation of transcription by RNA polymerase II. The record is from RefSeq and is a predicted model, not a curated record. NCBI's taxonomy places the organism in Eukaryota, Metazoa, Arthropoda, Insecta, Lepidoptera, Noctuidae. Gene Ontology annotation, molecular function: RNA polymerase II transcription regulatory region sequence-specific DNA binding; DNA-binding transcription factor activity, RNA polymerase II-specific.